This is a messenger RNA of Adineta steineri, 249 nucleotides long. The record is from the annotation of a GenBank genome assembly. NCBI's taxonomy places the organism in Eukaryota, Metazoa, Rotifera, Eurotatoria, Adinetida, Adinetidae.
AUGCUUCUGAUAACCGUGAUGGUGGUACUUGCUAUUAUUCUUGGUCAAAAACUGUCUGUUCCACCUUCUUGCAGUACUGCUUGUUGUGGUCGUGAUACUCUUAGUGCUAUGGUUGCUGGUUGUACUGCUUGUAUUGAUUAUACGAAUAAAGAUGCUUCUGCUUAUUGUGUUCGUACUGCUGACACUGUUUAUAUCCUCAAAUCUACUUGUAGUAGUAAUCAUUAUAGUGCUGGUGAAUGUCGUCAGUGA